AUGAAUUUACCAACGGCCGAGCGCCUUCGCUUCCUGCAGCAACUCAGUCUCCGAAGUUCCGACGAGGACGGGGAGAUCGACGUCCUGGGAGACGAGGAAGAUGCUGAGGACGAAGGGGAUGAGUAUGAUGACGACGACGAAGAGGAAGCGGGGAGCCCCAAGUGCCCAAGGGUAAGAAGGGCACAGCGGGGCGCGGUUUCCCAGGAGCGCACGGAUGGAGGCAGCGGCCCAAACGACCCCUCCGAGUUUGGCAGCGAGUUCCGGUCACCGGUCGGGUCUCCCGCGGGCUCGGGGGCCGCCCCGCCGGCGACGAAGCCCCCUUAUUCGUACAUCGCGCUCAUCACCAUGGCCAUCCUGCAGAGCCCGCACAAGCGCCUGACGCUCAGCGGCAUCUGCGCCUUCAUCAGCGGCCGCUUCCCCUACUAUCGCCACAAGUUCCCCGCCUGGCAGAACAGCAUCCGCCACAACCUCUCCCUUAACGACUGCUUCGUCAAGAUCCCCCGCGAGCCCGGCCACCCCGGCAAGGGCAACUACUGGAGCCUGGACCCGGCCUCCCAGGACAUGUUCGCCAACGGCAGCUUCCUCCGGCGCAGGAAACGCUUCAAGCGCCACCCUCCCGCCCCGGGAGGACACCUGCCCCAGCCCUUCCCUCCGCCCGCCGCCCUGCCUGGCCUCCACCCUGGCCUCAUACUUCCAUCCCUGGCCUCUGCACAGCCCGCCCCGGGGUCCUACCCCUCCGCCAUCCCCGGCGGCCGCCCCGGCGCGCUGCUCCCCCCGCAGCCCCUGCGCUACCUGCUGCUCUCCGGGGCGCCCCAGAAGGCGGAAGGCGCGCAUCUGGGGACCCCGGGCGCCCUCCCGGCGGCUUGGCAGUCCUCGCUGGGAUCCCUGCCUUGGGAAAAGAGCAAAAGCCGGGCGUCUGGGCCGGGAGGUGGAGCCCCCUCCUUCAGCAUCGAGAGCAUCCUGCGAGGAGUCCACGGCGGCGGCGGCGGCGGAGGAGGAGGAACCCGGGCCGCGCAGACUCUAUCCCUACCUCCCUGGGGCUACUGCCACCUGCUUCCGCGGCCGCCCUGUCCACUGCACCCCCAGGCUGCCGCCCCUUUACUGCACCUGUCCGCCACCGCGGCUCAGACCAUUCUGCAGCCGCAGCAGCGCCAAGGCGACGGCUGCGCUCCCGGCAAAGGCUCGCCUCUGGGUGGGCCCCGGGCGACCGUCGCGGCGCUGCUGGGGUGUCCACCUGCAGCCUCUGCCGGCGGACACGGGACCUCGCCCGCCCUUUGA
This is a messenger RNA of Perognathus longimembris pacificus (Pacific pocket mouse), 1278 nucleotides long. RefSeq names its product forkhead box protein D4-like 1. Gene Ontology annotation, molecular function: DNA-binding transcription factor activity, RNA polymerase II-specific; RNA polymerase II cis-regulatory region sequence-specific DNA binding. Lineage: Eukaryota; Metazoa; Chordata; Mammalia; Rodentia; Heteromyidae. Gene Ontology annotation, biological process: anatomical structure morphogenesis; cell differentiation; regulation of transcription by RNA polymerase II. The record is from RefSeq and is a predicted model, not a curated record.